This is a messenger RNA of Zingiber officinale, 915 nucleotides long. Its product is annotated as RING-H2 finger protein ATL79-like. NCBI's taxonomy places the organism in Eukaryota, Viridiplantae, Streptophyta, Magnoliopsida, Zingiberales, Zingiberaceae. The coding region runs from base 252 to 752 and encodes 166 amino acids. The transcript has a single exon. The record is from RefSeq and is a predicted model, not a curated record.
UUUUCUUUUUUAGCAUGAUAGUUCCACUGCCAGGUAGCAGUAGGACCAUUUUCUUUUUCAGCAGGACCAUUUUCUUAGUAAAAGUUAGUUACUGUGAACACAUUGAGAGUUCAUCUGUUUCAUGUGUCUCUAGCAUUGCUUUGGUUAUUUAAGUCGCAUCAUGCAACUGACUCUUCUGUAAAAUCAAAGCCAGAAACUUUCUUUGUUAUCCCCCUCUAUUGACGACCAGCUAAAUCUCCAAGAAGGCGACCAUGGCGGAGCCUCACGCAGGCACUGGCGGAGUGGUCCACCGCCCUCCGGCGCCGGAGCCGGCAGAGAGCACCAGCAACGCCACAGCCAACAAGUGGGGUCCCUACUCCGGCGCCGGCGACUUCGGCACCAACAUGGCCAUCGUUCUCGCUUCCCUGUUCUGUACCUCCCUCCUCGCCUUCUCCCUCGGCGCCGCCGUCCGCCUCCUCCUCCGCCGCUUCGGCAGCGAACGCCAGCCUCCGGGGAAGCCGGAGAUGAUGGAGGCUGCAGCGCCGGCUUUACUGUUCUCGGCGGGGGACACGAGACUGGCCGGGGCGGCGGUCGAGUGCGCCAUCUGUCUGGCGGACUUCGUGGACGGCGACGCCGUGCGGGUGUUGCCGGCGUGCGGACACGGGUUCCACGCCCAGUGCGUCGAGCGGUGGGUGGUGGCCAGGAGAACGUGCCCGACUUGCCGCCGGGCAUGCGGUGACGAGGAGCUGAUGCGAGUGCAAGAAACGGCGUAAUCAAUAGUCGGCGUUCGUUUUCUGUCACUUGCAGAAAGAUAAUUAAGGAUCGUUUGGGUUCAAGUUCGUCACUUCAAUUACUUGUUUUUCUUACCGUUACCUUCGUGUUCCUUCCGUUUGAUUUUCCUAGAAAGAGUUAUCGAAUUUCUGGUUAUGCUCAAAA